Molecule: messenger RNA, 1442 nt
Organism: Zea mays
Lineage: Eukaryota; Viridiplantae; Streptophyta; Magnoliopsida; Poales; Poaceae
Product: indole-3-glycerol phosphate synthase
Exons: 7
Coding region: 57-1226 (389 amino acids)
Biological process (GO): L-tryptophan biosynthetic process
Molecular function (GO): phosphoribosylanthranilate isomerase activity; indole-3-glycerol-phosphate synthase activity
Source: RefSeq, marked provisional
UAUCUUCCUCUUCGUCGCUCGCACGUCCGAUCCGUCCUCACGUAACACGCCGAUAGAUGGAGUCGUCCAUGUCCAUGUCCGCCGCCGCCUCGGUCGUCGUGAGGACAUGCGUUCCGGCCGCUGUCAUGUUGCCCCUCUCCCCGUCCUUUACUAGGCCCGCCCCCCGCACCACCGGGCGAGGCUUCCGCUGCAGGUGCAGCAGCACCAGCAGCGCCACCAAGGACUCGGCGGUCGUGUACAGCAGGCUGCUGGACGACGCGCUGUUCCGGUCGGCGGAGGUGAUCCAGUGGGAGAGCGGCAAGUCCAUGAACGCCAUCGCCACGGCGCAGGGCAUCCAGAUCCGGCGGCGCUGCCGGCCCAGGUACCCGUCCGAGGGCACCGGCGCCGAGCGCGCCGUCCCGCGCAACAUCCUGGAGCAGAUCAUCUGGGACAAGGAGGUGGAGGUGGCCCAGCGCAAGGCCAGGACGCCGCUGUGCGAGGUGAAGGCGUCCGCCGCGCUCGCGCCGCCGCCCAGGGACUUCGUCGGCGCGCUGCGCGCCGCGUGCCGCCGCAACGCCGUCCCCGCGCUCGUCGCCGAGGUCAAGAAGGCGUCGCCCAGCAAGGGCCUCCUCAGGGACCACUUCGACCCGGUGGAGAUUGCUCGCACCUACGAGAAGAACGGCGCGGCGUGCCUGAGCAUCCUGACCGACGAGAAGCACUUCCAGGGGAGCUUUGAGAACCUAGAGGCCGUGCGCAGCUCCGGUGUAAACUGCCCUCUGCUCUGCAAGGAGUUCGUCAUCGACGCCUGGCAGAUCUACUACGCGCGCUCGAAAGGCGCGGACGCGGUCCUCCUGAUCGCGGCCGUGCUGCCGGACAUCGACAUCACCUACUUCCUCCGCGUCUGCAAGAGCCUUGGGAUGACAGCUCUCGUCGAGGUUCAUGAUGAGAGGGAGUUGGAUCGCGUCCUCAAGAUAGACGGUGUGGAGCUCAUCGGCAUCAACAACCGCAGUCUUGGGACAUUCGAAGUCGACACUGCAAACACAAACAUGUUGUUAGAGAAGCGUGGCGACAUCAUUAACGAGAAGCGAAUACAGGUUGUGAGCGAGUCUGGGCUGUUCACUCCCGAUGACGUGGCAUAUGUGCAAAAAGCUGGUGUUUUCGCGGUUUUGGUAGGAGAGUCCCUGCUGACGCAGGAAGACCCUGGCCGAGCGAUUGCUGGGCUGUUCGGGAAGGAGCUGUUACCUUAAUGUAUAUUCUCCCGUUGUUCCGCUCGUAUUGUUUAGCUAAUUAUUAUAUUGCUGUACGUAUACGUAGCAAUAAUCCCGGCCGGGCUUUCAGAGUGAAGAAAGGCUGCAAAGCGCAUAUAUGAACGAACAAAGCUAGCGCUGUAUUUGUAAGAUCGAGCAGUUGUUUGUUCACUUCUUUGCAUAUAUAAUAAUCAUAUAAUGCGCAGUGAUUUGUUU